Rhineura floridana is the source of this 6227-nucleotide messenger RNA. RefSeq names its product centrosomal protein of 135 kDa-like. Bases 444 to 3878 code for a protein of 1144 amino acids. The record is from RefSeq and is a predicted model, not a curated record. The transcript has 26 exons. NCBI's taxonomy places the organism in Eukaryota, Metazoa, Chordata, Lepidosauria, Squamata, Rhineuridae.
UAAGAAGCAGAACUGCUGGGAGCAACUGUCGCGCACAUUUUUGUCAUCUGAGCCUCCACUAGAGGCCGCUGUGUUGGGGCGAGGAGUUUGGUUCGUCGGUUGGCUCCGAACGCCAGCGCGCUCGAACGGUUGCCGGGGUGACACUGGACGGAAGUAGCCGACGCUCCGCGCGCCAUUUUCAAACGGCUAGCUCGGCCCAUCCUCUUGCUUUCUGGCCUUUGUCGAGGGGGAGAGAAAAGGAAGGUAGGGUGGCACCAUUCCUGUCUCCUGGACCCAUGAAGUGGUCGGAAGGACCAGGCGCGUUUAACGGUCCCGCAGCCUACCAGAGGGCCGAGAUUUGAGGCCGCGAGGGCUCGUUUCCAUGGCGAUGUGGAUGACGGGGUGGUGGUGACGUCACUCCGAAGAUCCGUUUUUAACAAAAGACAAUUUAAAACACCUUCACAAUGAGUACAGCUGCAGAGCGAAAGUUCGUUAAUCUAAGGAAGCGGUUGGAUCAGCUGGGUUAUCGACAACCAUUAGGAGUGGAGAGUUUGCCUUUGGUGGAAAAGCUUUUUAGUGAUCUUGUUCAUACAACUGAGAGCCUCCGGAAUGCAAAGCUAUCUGCUGGAAAACUUGAAAAAGAAUACAGCAACUUUGAUGUUGUUCUGGAACCUUAUCGAGAAGAAAAUGCUAGACUUACCCGUGAAAAUAAUGAACUACAUUUAGAAGUUCUGAAACUGAAAGAACAGUUGGAACAACAGGUCAAAGGUUUGAAAAGUACAUUGAGGAAAGUUGAACAUGAGAAUGCAGAUAUGAAAUUUCUGAAUAACCAGUAUAUACAUAAAAUUAGAUCAUUGGAGAAAGAGACCAAAGCCAAGACUGAUAAGAUCCAGCAACUGCAAGAAAAAAAUCUGCAAGCAGUGGUUCAGACACCAGGUGGUAGGAAAAGAAAUAUUCCAUUCAGGCGUCAGCGUAUGCAGAUAGAUCAACCAGUUCCUCCCUCAGGAAUUGGAGCUUAUCCAAUUCCUCAGCCAGAUGACCCAUAUAUUGCAGAUCUUCUUCAAGUGGCUGAGAACAGAAUGCAUGAGCUGCAGCUGGAAGUGUCUGACUUGCAGGAAAAGCUAGAGAUAGCUGAACGUGGGGCGAAAAAUUACAGCAAACAGGUUGAGCUACGAGAUAGUGAGAUUGAGCGUUUAGCAAAAGCACUGGAUGGUGGUCGCUCUCAUGAUGUCAUAUCUCUGGAAGCCAAAAGCAGAAGUAAUGAAAAAAUUAUUGCUCAAUUAAAUUUACAGGUUGAAUUUCUACAGCAAACAAACAAAGAGCUUGAAAUGCGCAUACAAGAUGUUUUGGACAGUAAGCAAAAUGUUACUAGCGAAGUGGUUCAUUUAAGUAAUAAAAAUGAAGAACUGUGCCAAGAAUUGAGUGAAAUAGAUCAUUUGGCACAACAGUUGGAAAGGCACAAAGAGAUUGUGGUUGAGGCUGCAGAUAAAGAAAUUGGAAAGGCUAAGGAAGAGAUUAAAAAAAAAUACAGUGAAAUCCAGGAUCGUGAAGAAAUUAUAGUGAGGCUUAAAUCAGAGCUAUCUUCAUGUCGUAGAGAAAAAGACAAGCUAACUGAAGAACUCUUUGGAAAAACAGAGGAAAAACAAAAUCUUGAGGUGCUUUUAAACCAGGUUCAACUAGAGAACCACAGACUUGGUAAAAAAGUUGAAAACCUUGAAAUAAUAGAUCGGGAGCUUGUUAUAGAACUAGAAAGAAUGAGAUUGGAAGGUGGUAUAGCACUUGGAGACAAAUCACCUUCUCGUCUAGAUGCAUUUGUGAAGACUAUAGAAGAAGAUAGGGACUACUAUAAGCGAGAAUUAGAGUGUCUCCAGAAAAUAGUUAAAAGAAGAUCUAGCCCAUUACGCAAGUCUCCAGAAAAGAAUGAUGACCUAAGAUUGGUUACCAGAGAAAGAGAUGAGCUGCAAUCUAUGCUAGAUAGAUUUGAAAAACACAUGAUAGAAAUUCAAUCUAAUGUCAAGUUGUUAACUGCAGAAAGAGAUAAACUAAGUAUUCUUUAUGAACAGUCUCAAGAUGAGCUAACCCAUCUACGGAGAGAAACAAAAACCCGUUUCCUGACCCAGAGUCAUGCAGAAGAGGAGAGAAACAUUGCAUUGUCUGAUUUCAGAAGAGUGGUGGCUGAGAAAGAAGGACUAAGAGAGAAAUUAAAGAUUCAUCAGGAGGAAAAAUCAAAGUUAGAACAGGAAGUAGCAGACUUGGAAAACACUGUUCAUAGAUUCGAAACUGAACAAUUUGAUCAAAUAACUACAAUUUCAUUACUGAAAGACAAAAUAGCCGGUUUGGAAGAUGAAUUAAAUGUUAAGUCUCAUCAGCUCUUCCAGUCGUCUGAAGAUACUUCACAAUUUAAAACAGAGUUAAACUCCCUUCAACUACUGAAUGAACAGUUACAAAAAUCCUUAGAUGAAGUACAGCACCGAUUGGCUGUUAAAGAAGAUGAACUUCAUUCAGCUCAAGAAGAAAUUUUGAUGCUAGAAGAAAAAAUAGAUAAAUUCAAUAAUAAGAACUCUACACAGGAUGAGACCAUCAUUGUGCUCCGAAGUACAAUUAAUGUCUUGGAUAAAGAAAAGGACAGCCUUCAGGAAAGUAUAGAUGAAAAGACAGAAAGAAUUGCAUAUCUAGAUGACAAUUUAGCUAAUAAGGAGAAAACUAUCCUCCAUUUGCGACAAACUCUUACUCAGUUGGAAUCAUCUUUAAACCAAUUAAAGGAUGCCUUAAGUGGUAAAGACCGAGAACUAGCCAGUGUCCGUCGCCAGCUUGAUGCAGCACACUCUGAGCUUGGAGAAACCGGCAGAGUGAAAGAAAUGGCCCUAAAGGAAAACAGAAGAUUACAGGAUGACCUAGCCACAAUGGCCAGAGAAAACCAGGCAAUCUCAGCUGAAUUAGAAGGAGCCUUGCAUGAAAGAGAAGAAAUGAAAAUUAGAGUUCAUAAUUAUAUAACGGAAGUCUCCAGGUUUGAAAGUUUAAUGGCCUCAAAGGAAAGAGAAAACAAGGAGUUAUUAGAAAAGUUCCAGAUGCUCCAUAGCCAAGCUGAAAGCUGGGAAGUUAAGGCCCAUCAAGCUGAGGGGCAAAGCAGCUCUGUACGAUUGGAGCUCCUUUCUGUUGAUACUGAGCGGAGGCACCUUAGAGAGAGAGUGGAACUAUUGGAAAAAGAAAUUCAGGAGCAUAUCAUUGCCUACCAAGCUUAUGAAUCACAGAUCUCUUCAAUGGCAAAAAAUAUGGCCAGACUGGAGGAGAGUCUCAGACGUGAAAAAGAAGAAAAGUCUUCAAUCUCUGUUGAUGUGGUUUCUGUUAGAGAGCUGUGUGUUAAACUGGAGUCUAGCAAAGAUCAUCUCUCACGUCAGUUAACAGCCAAAUCACUGGAUUUUGAGAGGGUAAUGUCAGAAUUUGAAGAUGCAAAAGCAGAAGCCGAAUUGUUAAAAAAACAGUUGUCCAGUGAGCGGCUUACAAUACAGAACCUGGAAACACUCUUGGCUACUGGCAGAGACAAAGAUUUUCAGAAUCAUUUGAUAACCCAUGAGAAAGAUUCAGAAAUACAGCUACUCAAAGACAAGUUAACGCUUUCAGAGAGUAAACUAACAAGCCUUAAUAGAGAAGUUUCUAUACUCCGAAACAAACUUGCCCAGCUGCAAGCUGAUUAUGAUAUUGUUAAAAGGCAGUUGACAACAGAACGAUUUGAACGGGAGCGGGCCAUUCAAGAGAUGCGUAGGCAUGGCCUUUCUACGUCUUCGCUACGUGCCUCAUCCCCACUUAGCUCAACAUUAAGAUCUCCUUCACAUUCUCCAGAAAGAGCACUUACAGUUACGACAGAACGGACAGACAAAAAAGUGGGCUUCGAGGAUUAAUCAAUUAUUUUAAAAGCAGAACAGUAAUCGAAGUUUUAACGUUUGGACUCGUCAACAGUGACAUGAACUCUACCUCCUAAAAUGUUGUUAAAUCAUUUAACAACUUAGAAAAAUUAGUGUGUUUAAUGUGUGAUCAACCUUGCAAUGUUCUGCUCUCAUACUUAGGCUGGAAUAUGUUUUCUGAGGUAUACGGAUGGGCUUUGUCUAUAGGUUAAGACCAAAGUAUGUGGUGUGGAUUCUAAACCUCAUUUUGAUUUUUACGCGUAUCCACAUUUGCUUAAAUCAAAUAUGGAUUUGAAAACUGUUUACUACAAACAAGUGAAGGUGGCUGGUGAUGGAGAGAGAGCCCUUUAAGCCAUCAUUGACUUCCUUGUGUAUUGAGGUUUUUGUUUACACCCCACUAAUUUUAUGUAGCCUAUAUGUCAUGGAGAAUGUUUAGUUUAACCUUGCAUUGCUCUAUACAUUUAACAAAAUUUAUCACUUUUUUAUCACUAAAAUGAAUAUUUGGUCUGCUGUUUAGAGCUGAGCCUGUAUUUUGAAAAUCACUUUAAUUUUACUUAUUAAAGGACAAUUAAAGUGGUACGCAUGAAAUUAUCAUGUUAGUAAUAAUACAGUAUGUAUGUUUAUCUUGGAUCUGGCAACAAAUGUUCCUUUUUUUUAAAGUUCAGUAAUAAAGUUUGAGGAGUUCACACUGCUAAGCUCCAGCUUUUAAUGGCAUAAAAAAGACAGGUUUUGAUACAAGUACUGUUAGGUAAGUGAAGUAAAGAUUAAUCUUAUUCCAAUAAGAUUGAUAAACUUGAAGUUCUUGUCAUAAUAAUGUAAUAUAUUAGCAGGUUCUGGAAUAUAGUUCUUAACAGAGUCAACUCUAUGUUGACUAUAUCAUCUCUGUCUCGUAACGUCUUCUGAGCAUGGAAGCAUACAAUUAAACACAGAACUACCUCUGACCACAACUUGUUCAUUUUUCUACUAGUUUUGUUUCAUUUUAAGAGAGGGAUUUAAUUAUAGAAACACAUUUGUGAAUAGGAACCUCCAUAUGCAAAGGAGAUCUAUCUGUUUCAGUGUGGAUAGAAUUCUGGAUUAAGGGUAUAUGUGGUAUAUCUCUUUCCAGUAUAUUAAUGUUAUUUAAUAUAUUUCUGCUGUAACAUAUGUAAAUUAUAUAAUGUGCAGCAAUAAUAUACCUGUAACCAAUGUGCAUUAUGACUAAAUGAAGAAACUUCAGUUUUCAAAGAGUAAUUGCAGACUUCACUUAAAACAUUUCUUCAAAAGUGCAUAUUUUCCAGUUUCCAUUAUAGAAACAGCUAUGAAGAACAGAAAAUGGCAUACAACAGAGAAGGAAGACCCAAAUCCUAAAGUUGGAUAUGCACAGGUUACUUUUUAAUAAAACCGUUAAUGCAUAUUGCUUUAAUAAAUAAAAUAUAUAUUAACUGGAAUAAUGACUCAGCAGAAGUAUCAUCUUAAAUAUAAGGAUUACCAUAUAUUGCUUUUAAACUAUUGACAGCUCAUUAGUAUGGUACCUUCUUAUACCUCUUCCAUUAUUCAGAUUGAAAGUGGUAACAGAGAACACACACUCAAAAACGUGAAUAUGUCCUUAAUGUGCGUUAUCAUUCCUGCUUCAUGUGUUACAGCAGAAUCACAUGUGCUCUCUUUACACAUUUCUUUUUUAUGCCCAAAUCAGCAUCAGUACUUGAGGAAAGCUCAGUUGACUUAAGUGGUAUAGGUUCAAAACGUCAGUAAAAAUGUAAAGUACAUUAACACUCUUCAGAAUAACUUCAAAAUAACUGAUAAAUAAAAGAACAAAUGACUUGAAGAUAAUGUAGUUGGUUUUUAAGAAAUAAAUUAUGAAACUUAAUAAAUUAUGAAUUCGCUGUUGUGUCACUUCAGAUAUAAUAGGAAACCAUGGUUUCCUGCAUGAUGCACAAGCCACAGCGGACCUCAGGUUCAUGUCAUCUUCCACUCUUUUAACAGCUGCUAGGACAAGGUUGGAAGCAUGUUACAUCCAAACGUGGAUAACUGUGGGUUUUUAAACCUCUUAAUUAGUUUGAACAAACCAGAAUCAGACUGGAUCCUGGAGUUUAACGCAGCCUCCUCGUGACAAUGAAGGAGGGAAGGAAGAGCCCAGGUUUUGACAGUUAGUGCACAUAGCAGGGAACAGUUGUUUUCUGUUGCAUUUUAACCAGGCCGUUGAACUUCACUACUCAGAAACAGCUUCUUAUUCCUUGUUACCUUGCGUAUGUGAAACACUGCAGCGCUGAAACAGCUCAGAAGUGGUUUCUAUUAUUCUAACUUUUAAAAAACAACUUGAAGAAACAAUUUUAUUUUAUGUAUUCAUUAUGUGUUUGUUUUGUAUGC